Molecule: messenger RNA, 468 nt
Organism: Oryctolagus cuniculus (rabbit)
Lineage: Eukaryota; Metazoa; Chordata; Mammalia; Lagomorpha; Leporidae
Gene: SAA3
Product: serum amyloid A-3
Cellular component (GO): extracellular region
Source: RefSeq, marked provisional
CUCCACCAGAGGCUUGGGCAGGAUCUGACAGUCAGAGCAAGAUGAAGCUUUCCAUUGGCAUCAUUUUCUGCUUCCUGAUCCUGGGCGUCAACAGCCGUGAAUGGUUAACAUUCCUCAAGGAAGCUGGUCAAGGGGCUAAGGACAUGUGGAGAGCCUACUCCGACAUGAAAGAAGCCAAUUACAAAAAUUCUGACAAGUACUUCCAUGCCCGGGGCAACUAUGACGCUGCCAAAAGAGGCCCUGGGGGUGUCUGGGCUGCCGAAGUGAUCAGCGAUGCCAGAGAGAACUAUCAGAAACUCAUAGGCCGUGGAGCAGAGGACUCGAAGGCCGACCAGGAGGCCAACCUAUGGGGCCGCAGUGGCAACGACCCCAAUCACUUCAGACCUAAGGGCCUGCCCGACAAAUAUUGAGCUCCCUGCUCCCACCGCGCUCAGGAGAACUGAGCCUGCUGGGACACUGCUGAAGUAG